Messenger RNA from Syzygium oleosum, 1173 nucleotides. Its product is annotated as OVARIAN TUMOR DOMAIN-containing deubiquitinating enzyme 3. Gene Ontology annotation, biological process: protein deubiquitination; endoplasmic reticulum unfolded protein response. Gene Ontology annotation, molecular function: cysteine-type deubiquitinase activity. Lineage: Eukaryota; Viridiplantae; Streptophyta; Magnoliopsida; Myrtales; Myrtaceae. Gene Ontology annotation, cellular component: cytosol; nucleus. The record is from RefSeq and is a predicted model, not a curated record. Bases 108 to 803 code for a protein of 231 amino acids. The transcript has 8 exons.
UGUUGCCUCCAUUUCGGAACGAAACGGCUUCCUCCCCUCACCUUCGCAAAGCAUCCAGCAGCAUUAUCCGCUUACUUCUUCUUCACUUCCGCAGUCGCUCGUCUUCCAUGGCGGAGAAGCCUCUCAAUGGGAGCGUCCUCGAGCAGCUCCGGGACGGCACCGCGAGGUUCGAGCUCCUCUCCUCGCCGGCCCCUUCGAUCUUGGCUCCCCGCCUUCCCGCACCGCCGCCGCUGGAGCUCGCGGCGCGGGGCGGCCGCCUGUUCUUCGCGAGGAUCGCAUCGUCCGCGCGAGGAGGAUCGCCACCGCCGGCGGCGAAGAAAGUCGAGCAUUACUCGGUGCAGAAAGUCACCGGAGAUGGACGAUGUAUGUUCCGUGCCCUGGUCAAGGGAAUGGCCUUCAACAAAGGUAUAGGCCUUAACCCACGAGAAGAGAGAGAAGAUGCAGAUGAAUUACGGAUGGCUGUUAAAGAAAUUAUAUGCGACUCUGGUGAAGAACGUCGUCAAUAUGAAGAAGCAUUGGUGGCAAUUACCGUGGACGAGUCUUUAAAGCGGUACUGCCAACGAAUUGGCCGACAUGAUUUUUGGGGAGGAGAGUCAGAGCUGCUGGUCAUCUCGAAAUUAUGCAAGCAGCCAAUCGUUGUUUAUAUUCCAGAGCAUGAGCAUACAAGGGGCGGAUGGGGCUCAGGUUUUAUCCCCAUUGCAGAGUAUGGAUUAGAAUUUCGGAAGGGUUCAAGAAAGGGAAAACAGAGGGAAGUUGUGAAGCUUCUCUACAGCGGUAGAAACCACUAUGAUCUGCUCGUCUAAGAAGAGCGACAUAGAUUUGCCCAUGGUUCCGAGCUAUAACAUAAGGAAAUGGAGGCCCUAUUCUUGCAGAACUUACACAGGAUUUUUAAUUUACCUUAAACAUUUCCUGAGGAGAUCGAUCUACACAUUUAUCCUGGAAUUCCAGGAGGUUUCCUCUUCACGAAAGAUUUCUUUCUGGUAGGUGCAUCUUUAACCGCUUAUUGUACUGGAGCAGAAAAAAAAUACCCAAAUGAUUCGGCAUUCUGUAUGAGUCAUAGCUUGCACAGAUUUUGCCAAAAAAAGUUCGGGCUUUUGCCGGUUAAGAAGCAAUUGUAGUGCAUGAGUUCUCAAACUGAUUUUCUUAUGAUUCAAUGAGAUCGUCUUUCAAUCA